This is a messenger RNA of Pteropus alecto (black flying fox), 3121 nucleotides long. It is a transcript of the gene MAGEL2, whose product is annotated as MAGE family member L2. The record is from RefSeq and is a predicted model, not a curated record. Gene Ontology annotation, biological process: negative regulation of transcription by RNA polymerase II. Lineage: Eukaryota; Metazoa; Chordata; Mammalia; Chiroptera; Pteropodidae. Gene Ontology annotation, cellular component: nucleus. The transcript is spliced from 2 exons. Bases 1 to 2946 code for a protein of 981 amino acids.
AUGUCGCAGCUAAGUAAGAAUUUGGGUGACUCCAGCCCCCCGGCGGAGGCGCCCAAGCCGCCGGUCUACAGCCGACCCACGGUUCUGAUGCGCGCCCCGCCCGCAUCCUCCCGGGCCCCGCCGGUCCCCUGGGACCCGCCUCCGAUGGAUUUGCAGGCUUCGCUGGCCGCCUGGCAGGCACCUCAGCCCGCCUGGGAGGGCCCGCAGGGCCAGCCGCCCGCCCCGGUGGCCGCGAUGGCCCAGCCUCCGGCCCUAGGGGCCCCGAUGGUCCAGGCCCCCCCUCUGGGAGGCCCAAUGGGCAAGCCUCCGACUCCCGGGGUCCUGAUGGUCCACCCUCCCCCUCCGGGCACCCCGAUGGCCCAGCCUCCGACUCCGGGGGUCCUGAUGAUGCACCCUUCGGCUCCCGGGGCCCCCAUGGCCCACCCUGCCCCUCCGGGGACCCCGAUGGCGCACCCUGCCCCUCCGGGGACCCCGAUGGCGCAUCCUCCUCCUCCGGGGACCCCGAUGGCCCAUCCUGCCCCUCCGGGGACCCCGAUGGCUCAUCCUCCCCCGCCGGGGACACCGAUGGCUCACCCUCCCCCGCCGGGGACACCGAUGGCCCAGCCGCCUGCUCCGGGGGUCCUGAUGGCUCAGCCUCUGACUCCGGGAGUCCUGAUGGUCCAGCCGCCUGCUCCGGGAGCCGCGAUGGCCCAGCCUCCGCCCCCAGGAGCUCCGAUGGCCAAGCCUCCGGGUCCCGGCGUCCUGAUGAUCCAGCCUUCAGGCUCCAGAGCGCCAAUCAGCCAGCCCGCCGCUUCAGGAGUCGCGAUGGCCCAGGCGGCGGCGCCACCUGCGCAGCCUCUGGCUUCCUGGGCCCCGCAGGCUCAGCCUCUGAUUCUGCAAAUCCAGUCUCAGGUCAUAAGGGCGCCCCCACAGGUUCCCCAGAGCCCGCAGGCCCCGCCGGCCCAGCUGGCCACACCCCCCGGCUGGCAGGCCACCUCGCCGGGCUGGCAGGCUCCUCCGCAAGGCUGGCAGGCCUCGCCCCUGGCCUGGCAGGCCACACAGGUGACCUGGCAGGCCGCGGGCCACUUUUGGCAGGCGGUGCCGGCGCAGGAGGCGCAGCGGCCCGGCCCGCCGCUGCUGCAGCUGGAGCAGCCCUUUCAGGGGGGCCCGGCCCCCCAAAAGGCCCUGCAAAUCCAGCUCUCCGCCCAGCAGGCCCAGCCCUCCGGGCCGCAAGCAGAGCUGUCCGCCUUGCAGCUGCAGCCCUCCUGGCAGGGGGCAACUGCGGCCCCGCAGGGCCAGCCCGGAGGCCCCUUAGCGGCGGCACAUUUUCCCAUGGGCUCCGCUAAGUCACUGAUGACUCCCCCGGGAGAACCCAGGGCCUCGCCAAUAGACCGCAGGACCUCGUCCAAGGAGCGCAGGACCUCGUCCAAGGAGCGCAGGGCCCCUCCCAAGGAGCGCAUGAUCUUCGCCGCCACCUUCUGCGCCCCCAAGGCGCUGUCGGCCUCCCGCGCGCACCUGCCCGCCGCCUGGAGAGGCUUCCCGGCCGCCGCGGAGACCUUCCCUGCCGCCGCGAGGGUCCUUCCAGCUACCUCCCAGUUCCAGCCUGCCUCGUCGAACGCCUUUAAGGGCCCAUCUGUCACCCCGGAGACCCCAAAGUCACUGCCGCUCGCUCUGCAGGAUCCCUUUGCCUGUGUGGAGGCCCUGCCCGCGGUCCCCUGGGUCCCACAGGCCAACGUGAAUGCUUCGAAGGUGCCCAAGGCGGCACCCAACCUCCUGAUGGCCACGGCGGCCGUGCCCCAGGUGAUGAUGGCCACCUCCCAAGAGGCCUCAAAGACGCCCGACGAGCCUCCGCGUCGCUCCGGCAAAGCCACCCGGAAGAAGAAGCACCUGAACACCGAGGAGGACGCUGGCGUCGGCCAGAUGCUGGCCCUGCGUGACUGGCAGGCGCCCAGACCUUGGGGAACUCUGAACUUGAGUGACUGGGAGGUUCACACCCCCGUUCAGGUCCUGGGGGGCUGGGAGGGCCCCAGCACCUCCCGCAGCCUGAGCGGCUGGGAGGGCCCCAGCACCUCCAGGAUCCUGAGCGGCUGGGAGGGGCCCAGCACGUCCUGGGCCCUGAGCGCCUGGGAGGGUCCGAGCACCUCCAGGGCCCUGGGUUUGUGGGAGAGCGCCGGUAGCCCCCUGCCUCUGAUGAUCUCUGAGAUCCCCAGUCUCUCUCAGGGGUUCGGUGGCACCCAGGAUGAGUCCAAGCUGGAGACUCAGCCACUGUCCCCCCUGGAUGAGAGAGCUAAUGCUUUGGUGCAUUUCCUCUUGCUCAAGGACCAAGCCAAGGUGCCCAUUAAGCGCUCGGAGAUGGUGAAGUUCAUCAUCCGUGAAUAUAAGGAUGAGUGCCUAGACAUCAUCAGCCGUGCCAACAGCAAGCUGGAGUGCGUCUUUGGUUAUCAAUUGAAGGAAAUUGAUCCCCAAAACCACUCCUACAUUAUCAUCAACAAGCUGGGGCGUCGUAAGGGCGAACCGGUGGCGUCCUAUCUGGACACGCCCAAGUUAGGCCUCCUGAUGGUGGUCCUGAGCCUCAUCUUUAUGAAGGGCGACUGUGUCAGGGAGGACCUGAUCUUUAACUUCCUGUACAAGAUAGGGGUGGAUGUCCGAGAGAACCAUGGCCUCUUCGGAGACACGAAGAAGCUCAUCACAGAGGUGUUUGUCAGGCAGAAGUAUCUAGAGUACAGGCGAAUCCCCAAUACUGAGCCGGCACAGUAUGAGUUUCUCUGGGGCCCCCGAGCGUUCCUCGAAACCAGCAAGAUGCUUGUCCUGAGGUUCCUGGCCAAGCUCCAUAAGAAGGAUCCGCGGUGCUGGCCAUUCCAGUACGUUCAGGCCCUGGCAGAGUGUGAGUCCGAAGAUUUAGAGGAGGACGAGCCUGGGUCCGACGACAAGGCUGGCGACCCCAGCAGUGGGCCCCCUCCCCGCUAGUGAGGGUCAACACGUAUCUGGUUCCUUUGUGUCCCGGCCAGAGGCCACCGACGGGGUGGGGUGGGGGGAGAUGUUUCGUUUCUGGUGUUUAUGUCCCUGUCUCACGUGUGCACAUUUGGAUUUCGACUUGGUUUUGUAUCUGCCAAAGCUUUGUACAUUUUCAUGUGGUGUUGAU